AGGGGGCUGGCGAGCGGUGCUCCGGGAGGGCUGUCAGGCGGGCCAGCGGCGGAGCGGAGCCGGGCGGAGCGGAGCGGAACCGAGCCCGGGCAGUGACCGGCACGGAACAAGACCGGAAGGGAAAAGGGGCUGCCUCUCUCCACGCCCGGCUCGGUGUCUCCAUUUACUCUAAGACGGCGCAACAAAAUGCCCUUUAAUGAUGAGAAGCGCUCGGUGAACGAUGACCCGACAAGCGACUCGGACUCUUCUCGGAUGUCGGAGAGCGCAGCUUCCCUCAGUGACUAUGAGUGUUCCCGGCAGAGUUUCACAAGCGACUCCUCGAGCAAGUCCAGCUCUCCAGCCUCUACAAGCCCGCCCAGAGUGGUGACGUUUGAUGAAGUGAUGGCUGCCGCGAGGAAUAUCUCCAACAUGACGCUUGCUCAUGAGAUUGCUGUGAAUGAGAACUUUCACGUCAGUCAGGGAGCCCUGCCUGAGAAUAGCCUGGCAGGUCGAGUGAAACAUAUCGUUCACCAGGCUUUCUGGGACCACCUGGAGGCGGAACUCAGUGAAGAUCCUCCUGAGUAUGAACACGCCAUCAAGCUUUUUGAGGAAAUAAGAGAGACUCUUCUCUCUUUUCUGACUCCUGGUGGAAACCGACUCCGGACCCAGAUCAGUGAAGUUCUGGAUACCGACCUCAUCCGGCAGCAGGCUGAGCACAGCGCCGUGGACAUCCAGGGACUGGCCAGCUACGUCAUCAGUACCAUGGGCAAGAUGUGUGCUCCUGUCCGGGAUGAUGACAUCAAGGAACUCAAAGUCACUGGCAAUAUUGUGGAGCUGUUGAGACAAAUCUUCCACGUGCUGGACCUCAUGAAGCUCGACAUGGUCAAUUUCACCAUCAAGAGCCUCCGCCCCCACCUUCAGCGCCAGUUGGUGGAUUACGAAAGGACGAAAUUCCAGGAAAUCUUAGAAGAGACGCCCAGUGCCCUGGACGUCACCAAGGAGUGGAUAAAGGAAUCUGUCAAUGAAGAAUUGUUCUCUCUUUCGGAAAACACCCCCUGUCCUGGGGCUGGGAGUAGCCCCGGCCCCAGCCUGAGCCCCACCACGGUGCUAAACAACAGUUACCUGAAGCUGCUGCAUUGGGACUACCGGAAGAAGGAGUUACCUGAGACACUAAUGACAGAUGGAACCCGUCUUCAGGAACUGACAGAAAGGCUAAAUCAAAUGAAGGUUAUAGCCUGCCUGUCACUAAUUACCAACAAUAUGGUGGGCACUCUGAUAGAAGGCUUGCCUGAGCUCUCAGACCGACUGAAAAGGAUUUCCACCGUCUUACUUGAAGGAAUGAACAAAGAGACUUUUAAUCUCCAGGAGGCCUUGAAUUCCAUAGGCCUUCAGACUUGUGUUGAAGUCAACAAGUCCCUGGCAGAGAGAGGCUUAUCCACACUGAGUCCUGAGAUUCAGGCCAAUCUUGUGGGUCAGCUCUCCAGCAUCGCUGAGGGCAAUCCCAUCUGCUCCCUGAUCGAUAAACGAAUUCAUCUGUAUAUGAAGAGUCUCCUCAGUCUUCCAAGCCAUCAGAAAUGCAUGCCCCCCGUGCCUGGGGGCCUCACCGUUAUCCAGUCUGAGCUGGAGUCUCUGGGCUCUCAGUAUGCAGCCAUUGUAAACCUUAAUAAACAAGUAUACGGACCCUUUUAUGCCAAUAUCCUCCGAAAACUCCUCUUCAUCGAGGAAGGAGGGAGGACAGCAGGAACUGACCCUCCCAGCAACUAGUAGUGAACUGGCAUCGGAAAGAGGACUGGGCAUGUGAGAACAUUGUACCCAGUCCUUUCCCUACAUACGCAUUACAAGGAUUAUGGCAUAUUCCCUGUACCCCCGUCUGCCUUUCGGGGUUACCUGGGAUCUGUGUAACUCCUUUCGAGCUAGUUAUAGGGCAUAUGCCCCACACAUUCUGUCCCUCUUUGAAAACUUAUUGGAAGGAGACCAUGGUGUUUUUUGUUUUUGUUCUUUUAAAAGAGAGACUUCUGGACAGGAAACAAUUUAUGAUGGAUUCUAUCACCUGUAUGUGAUGUUUUUGUUAAAGUUUCCUCAAUCCCGUGAUCCUAAUGGCAUUAAUAUUGGCCUUAACUACUCAGAUGUGUAGGCCAGGUGUUACCCCUCCUAACUUGUCCCUUACGGAAUCUAAUUUUUGUUUUGGCACAACUUUUGAGAGGGUUAUGGGUCGGGGAACAGUGAGGAGAGUCACCAAAGGGAUCCCCAAAUCCCUCUCAUUAAAUGUACUGGCAAAAUGAAGUAAGUCAAUACAAUUGUAGCUGAAACAUACAAUUGAUUUUAUUAUUACUGGGUAAGAAGCUUCCAUAGGCUUUCCCCCUUCCCUGGGAUCUGAGCACUUCCCUGGAAAGGUUUACCUGUCAAGUACCAAACCACUUGUCAGUAUUUGUAUCCUAUCUGAAAUCUUUGAAAGCCAUGUUGUUUUGACAUCAUCGGAAAAACCACUAGGGUGUAGCUUGUUAGAAACCAAUCACUUCUAGGAAAUUUAAUGCUGGAGGCUGCAUCUUCUCUACGUGCAACCGAUGGAAAAGUCUGCAAGGCGACAGCCUUCUGUGGCGGCUGAGCUUUAGCCAAGAGGUUCCUUGUAGAUCUCAGCCAAUCAGAUGGGAAAAAUGGAAGUGAUGUUGCCUUUUAAAGGGAGCUGGAAAAAUGGAAGAGAUGUUGCCUUUUAAAGGGAGCCUUGGAUGACAGAACAUUAGGUUUGCUUGGGAGAGAAAAAGAAAGAGGGAAGGGAUCUGGGAUGUUGCCAAGCAGCAAACCUUGGGUUGUGUUUGUGUUUGUGGUUUUUUUUUACAUGAAUUUUACAUCUGAAAAGAGAAAUAAAAUGAACUUGAGCUUCUGUAUCACUUAGCUUUGAUGUCUACUAAUCUACUUUAUGUCUGUUUUAUUGGUAUUGUUAAGCAUUCAGAAUACUUUGAGAAGUUGGGCCCUCAUGGACCUUUGGUUUUUAAAGACAAGUGCAUGUUACAGAAUUUUGGUCUUCACUGAGGAUCGGGGAAAUGCACCAGCAUUAGGAUAGACCUCCCAGGGGGAUUGCUCCUCUUGUAUAAAACCAUUUCUUGAUGGAUGAUUUUUCUCAGUUAACUUGAUUGAACAUAUACUUUUUUGUAGCUUAGGGGGUUGUUUAUGUGUGAGAAGAGAGGGUUUCUUUAGUUAUUAUGUUAUUUGUCUCCUUCUCAAGUCUCUAGCUAUCCUCCCCACCACCACCACUGCUGUUCCCCUCCUCUCCCAUACAUCCUCAUCGAUUUGGGGAUAUCCUUUGGGGACUCCUUUAUGAUUUUGAUAGUUAAAGAAAAUGUCAGGGUGAAUGAGGUAUCUCUGAUCUUUAUAUGCCCAAAUCUGAGCAUAUUCACUUAUUUUCUCCCUGAAUGACCAAUUAAAAAUAUACGCCAUAUACAUGGGGACAGUUGUCCGAAUGGAACUCUAUUUCAUGGGCACAGCAAGGCACUGUGCCACCCCUCUCCCUGGCACAGCUUCCAUUCAGUAAGGUGCUGAAUAUAACUUGGUGUUUCUCAAAUUCUCUGUCCUGUUCUUUAACCCACAUUAAGGGCUUAGAAGGUAUAGCUCCAGUAAGUCACAUUUUAUCUCUUCCAGUAAGUGACCAUCCUGUUUAAAACAGGGAGAUAAGAGCAGAGCAUGUUUUUACCAUAAAGUUUGAAUCCAGUUGUGAUUCUUUUAUGCACUUAAUUUAUAUCGCAAGAAAAAAAUUUACACUUUUUAAAAAAUUACAUUUUUAAAAAAGGGCAUUUUAUUUUUAAAAAGUGACAAAAUGAGUUUGUCUCUGGAUUUAGGCAACUUGCAUUGAUGAAGGUGUCUCAGUCCCAUUCAUCCUAAGCUUGCUUAAACGUUGGCUUCCAUUUUUAAGUUUUUAAACAUGGUCAUGUUUUACUAUGCAAGGUUUAUUAAAUGUAAAACUAAUAUUUUAACGUAUCGCAUAAAUUCUGUUUUUGAAAAUUUUGGUAGGAAUCUGUUCCAUGCAAGCUGGCAAUGUUGUUGUUGCUUUUCCAGUUAAAUAUUAAAGCAUUGACUUAAAAAAUGA
Molecule: messenger RNA, 4060 nt
Organism: Trichosurus vulpecula (common brushtail)
Lineage: Eukaryota; Metazoa; Chordata; Mammalia; Diprotodontia; Phalangeridae
Gene: TCP11L2
Product: t-complex 11 like 2
Exons: 10
Coding region: 187-1743 (518 amino acids)
Biological process (GO): signal transduction
Source: RefSeq, a predicted model, not a curated record